AAAAAGUUGCAACUACCAUAAUCGACAGAGCGGAAGCAAGUGAAUAGAGAGAGAAAAUGGCUCAACCACCACAGUCAAUAGAUUUUGACAAGAUCAGAAACUCUUCCGAUGGAACCUUCAAAGGAUUGGUGUCUCUGGGCUUCAAUGAGAUCGUUGGCAAUAAUCCGUAUUUUGCUGCCGGAGGGGGUUUGAUGGUGUUGGGUACAGUAUUAGCUGUUGCCAGACAAGGGGUAAUGAAGAGUUCUGGUUUCAUCUACCGUCAAUUAUUGGUGGACUUGGAAAUUCCUUCCAAGGAUAAGUCAUACCUUUGGUUUUUAGAAUGGAUGUCUAAAUAUAAGCAUCGUAGUUCUCGUCAUUUAUCAGUGGAAACCAGUUAUGUCCAACAUGAUAAUGGUUCAGUUUCUACAAAAUUUUCAUUAGUUCCUGGACCGGGAAAACAUUUACUUAGAUAUAAAGGUGCAUUUAUGUUGGUCAAUCGUGAACGUUCAGGAAAAUUGAUUGAUAUGACUAGCGGAACCCCAUUUGAAACCGUGACAUUGACAACAUUAUAUCGAGACCGUAAAUUAUUUGGAGAUAUGUUAUUAGAAGCAAAACAAUUGGCAUUAAAAGCAAGAGAAGGUAAGACUGUGAUAUACACGUCCUGGGGUCCAGAAUGGAGACCAUUUGGACAACCAAAAACAAAGAGAUUAUUUGAAUCUGUUAUAUUGGAUGAGGGUAUUGGGGAAAGUAUCUUGAAAGAUGUGCGUGAUUUCUUAAAUAGUGGUGAAUGGUAUCGUAAACGAGGUAUUCCUUAUAGAAGAGGAUAUUUAUUAUUUGGCCCACCAGGCAGUGGUAAGACUUCGUUUAUUCAAGCCUUGGCUGGUGAAUUAGACUACAAUAUUUGUAUAUUGAAUUUGUCAGAAAACAACUUGACGGAUGAUAGAUUAAACCAUUUGAUGAACCAUAUACCCGAUAGAUCCAUAUUAUUAUUAGAAGAUAUCGAUGCUGCAUUCAAUAAAAGAGAUCAAACUGACGAGAAGGGGUUCAACAAUGGAGUUACAUUUUCUGGGUUAUUGAAUGCACUUGAUGGGGUUGCCAGUGCUGAGGAAUGUAUAACAUUCAUGACUACUAACCAUCCAGAAAAAUUGGACCCUGCUUUAUUAAGACCUGGUAGAGUUGAUUACAAGGUAUUAGUGAACAAUGCCACUGAAUUUCAAGUUAGAAAGAUGUUUAUGAGAUUUUACGAAGACGAGGAUGCCCUUUGUCAAGAAUUUAUGACCAAGUUCCGUCAAUUAGAUGUGAAACUGGUUAGUACUGCCCAAUUACAAGGAUUAUUUGUUUACAACAAAAGCGAUCCAAGAGGAGCAAUUAACAUGAUAGAAACAUUACGAAACCCAAACUCUGUAUUUUAAAUCCUUGUACAUAACAAAAUAUAGAUAUAAUAACCUGUAAAUAAUAUACCCCAAUAUCUUAUCCACGAUAUUUCUUCAGCAAUUCAUCAUUGACACUUUCUAAUCGCUCUAAAGUCGGUUCUCCUUCUUCACCAGCACCAUUAUUAGGAUCACCUGCUUUGGACAUCAAUUCAUUCACAUAAUUCACAUAAAUCAAAUAAAUCAAUAAGUCACAAUUGUCCUUCUUUAAAGUAGUUCUUGAUGAUGAUGAUGAUUUACUUUCUUCGGAAUUACUUAAAUUGUUCAAUUUGGAUGAUAGUAUCCUCCUGAAUCUUGCUUGGUUAUAAGUUUGUCUGUUCUUCUUUAUACUUGGCAUUGUAUGUUAUGUUGUUAUUUUGGCCUCUU
This is a messenger RNA of Spathaspora passalidarum NRRL Y-27907, 1775 nucleotides long. Its product is annotated as bifunctional AAA family ATPase chaperone/translocase. The annotation marks the transcript as partial. Gene Ontology annotation, biological process: mitochondrial respiratory chain complex III assembly; protein insertion into mitochondrial inner membrane from matrix. The record is from RefSeq and is a predicted model, not a curated record. Gene Ontology annotation, molecular function: ATP binding; ATP hydrolysis activity. NCBI's taxonomy places the organism in Eukaryota, Fungi, Ascomycota, Pichiomycetes, Serinales, Debaryomycetaceae. Gene Ontology annotation, cellular component: mitochondrial inner membrane. The transcript has a single exon.